Molecule: messenger RNA, 7222 nt
Organism: Porites lobata
Lineage: Eukaryota; Metazoa; Cnidaria; Anthozoa; Scleractinia; Poritidae
Source: the annotation of a GenBank genome assembly
AUGGCCAACGCCAGCACCCCGAGAGAAACAUUACUGACAUUAAGCGUAUUGGAGGAAGUGAUAGAACUGCUCCAGGGAAAUGGAGGAGAAUUAGAACUCGGGGGUCUAGUACGGCAACUCAGUUCACACAACCGUCGUUUGGUGUCAGAUUUAGGAGCGCUGGAUUUCGUGAAACGAUUUCCGCAGCUUUUUAGUCAGGCUAAGACAGGGAAGUCCAAAUCGAAAGUGAUGGUUAAGUUAGAUAUCCCGCUAGAGUUUUGUACUCAAGCUGGAGAGAAGGGCGGAUGUGUUGCAAAAGGAUGUAGUGAUCUUCAUUUAUGUCCUUUCUUUAUCAAGGGAACCUGCAAAUUCGGAUUUAAGUGCAAAAGAUCUCACAAUUAUGGUGACGAACAUACGGUUGGUGUUCUAAAUCACUUCCGCCUCGGUUUCUUAACAGAGCAAGCUUCAUUUUCCCUUUUACAAAAGAUUUUCAAAAUGAUCGUUGAUGAAAGUGAGCUACAACGAACUGCUGCCAAACGAUCUGUUCCAGACAUAUGCAAAUUCUAUAACAAAGCGAUCUGCAAGAAAGCGGACAAUUGUCCUUGCUUGCACGUGUGUGAACAUUUCAUUGAUGGAGAUUGUAAGUUUGGGGAAGGCUGUAAAAGGGAGCAUGAUUUCUCUGACCCUCACAACCGAAAAGUGCUUGAAGAAUAUGACUUGAAUGGAAUCAGUGAGCUGAAAGUGCUUCAGCGCUUGAAAGGCAGGGAAAGAAAGCGUGCUGUCAGUGAAAGCUCUGAUGUUGAAAAGCCUGAUAAAGUAUUUCCCAGAGCAGUAACUCCUGUUGUCCCGGUUCCUACUUCCAAAGCAAAGGAUGAAAAGGAAAAGGACACUGAAAUUUGUGGAUUUAAUCUGCGCGGUAAGUGUAACUAUGGCAACAACUGCAUCCAUCAACACACAGAGCUACCUUAUUUGUGGGAAUUUUCUGUACAUGGCGAAAAGUGGGAAAGCUUUUCAAGUGAUCUAAAUACAAUGUUAGAGCAAACCUACUGUGAUGUUAAAAAAGGCAGCUGUACAGUAAUGAUCAGAGGAAUUCUUCAUCGAGUAAAGUUUGAUGGUAUGACUGCUGAACCAGUUUUACCAGGUGAUGGUAAGUAUCUCCUAUCUGAUAGUUACAAACAAUAUUAUGUUUGACAGCUGAGGGAAACUGCCAUAUAUGGGCUAUACAGGCUUGUGCAGCUGCUGCACGUGGGGUAUAGCUUUCUUAAAGUUGUUUAAGGCUGGGGUAUGGCAAGACUAUCAUUAACAGGCAGGGAUCGGGAUUUCCCCAGGCUACCAUUAACAUGGCCCCUGGCUAUCAAAAGGAAUCCCUAGCUGACUGAUUCCCUUUGUAUUUACCCAGCAACUUGAAAUCUUGGUAACAUCCCUUAUAUAGCAUAUAGAAAUUAGAGAGUUUGGGGUAUCAAUAUUCUGGAAAACUGAUGAUAAAAAUAGUCUAGACAAAGGAAACUAUGAAUUGGUACUAAAAAUUAAAUUGGCAAAUUUAAAUUUACCUGCAACUCAGUAAGCUUUGUUUUUACUGAACUGGGCUGGUGUCCUCAGUAGUGUCUGGAAGAUAGUGACUUGUGGAAGUUUGGUCUAGUAUAGGGUUUCAAAAUCAGCUAAACUGUUCCUAAAGUACCCCAGCCGGGGUUUGAAACACGUACAUAGUGUGUUAUAAAGACAAAAUCUGACGUACAAAGUGGGCUCUAGAGUUUACAUACACUGAGAAAUAAGGAAGAGAGAUUUUUUAAAGUACAGUAUUAAACUAGUAUAAGUAGUAGCAGUAGUAGUUACUAGCAGCAGCAGCACAUAAAAGAAGUUGUAGUAAUAUUAGUAACAAGGUAGUGAAAAAAUAUGUUUAGCCACUGCAACUUAAAAGUGAAUGCUAAGAAGAGCUCUGAGGGAACAGAGUGUCGCCCUAUGUAGGGGAAUCCAAGACAGUCUUGGGUUCAAGAUUCCACAGAGUGGAUUCUGGAUUCCAGGUACUGGAUUCCAGUCUUUGUCAGUAGAACUUGGAUUCUAGGUUCCAAUCAUUAGUGGGAUUCUGGAUUCCUUGGGCUGUAUUCCGCAUUCCAACACCAGGGAUUCUGGAUUCCAUGGGCAAAAUUUUCCCAGAUUCUGGGUUCCCUCACAUGGGGUGAAGAGGGAUUUACAGAACAAGAAAUAGUGAAGAUGUAUUAUUCCUUGCUCUUGUCAGCUGUGAAUUACAAGUCUCCCAAGAUUCGACGACUGUCUACUGUAUCAUCUGUGGUUGCCGCAGCAGGCCACGUGUACAGUACUAGGUGGCAUUGGUACUGGCAGGAUGAAAAUAACAAGUGGCAGUCAUACGACACUCCAACUGAUGGACACGAAGUUAACACCACUAGCAGCCAAUGUCUUGAGAGGGAAUACACAGCAGGUAAGAAAUUCCCCUCUCCUGUAAUUUUCUUAUUAAAAUCAGUUCGUUAUGUCUCAUAUAGAUUUCAAACCUUUUGUCCUACUUGGGGAUAAUUUUAGCAGGCCAUGCCACAGAUAACGGAUGAAUGUUUGAUUUCAGAUCACACUCAAACACAUCCACAGCUGAGGUACAAUAAAAAAUGUAUACCUUACUAACGCUAGUUUUCUUGUGGAAGUUCCACAAAAAAAUCAACAGUCCUUUCUGAAACAAAGUUUGCCUAACCCCAAUGAAAAAACUCCUGUAUUUGUCCCUGCAUCUCUAAUUGGCAACAAAAAACAGUUUAUUUAUUUCUUCCUUUUACAAUCUUUAAUGUAUGUUUUUCCUUAAGAAAAGGAAGGUCAAGAGAACAAUUUUUUGGAAAUUUAUUUCACCUUUUCUUCUUCGUAGAUAAGGAUUGUCAUUCCUUUAGUGCCUCUCAUCACCAUUACACUCUGUACUUCAAGGGAUGGUACCAACAAAAUGAUGUUCAUAAAACCAAAAGGCCUGUUAGAAGGAGGCCUGCUGAGUUUGUGACCAAACAGAAUAUGAAAGAUAUUGCUCAGAGGUACUGUAUACUAAAGCUGAAAAACUAGGACUGUUUAUUGAUACCAUACUGUUUUAAGCUUUUGCCCCUGUAAGGUAAUCAGGCCCGGGGGGGGGGGCGGGAUCAGGCCUAGCCGUUCGGGUAGUGGAGUAUGGCGCGAAGUAAGAGAGUGGGGAAGAAUAGGGAAGCUCUUUUUUUCUACUCACAUCUCGUUGCGCUUUCCUCACGAUCUGGACACCUGGAACAGGCUAACAAAGGCUUGUAAAUUUUCACUCCUUUGCGGAGCUAUAUCUUUCCACACUUAAGCAAUCUGGGAUCUCCUUGGGAAUCUAUUCGGUUGUUCUCUGUGUUCUUCCGACCGGUCGCACGCGGUGCAUUUUCCUCUGAAACGAAGCUAGUGUUGGUCCAGUUGGCGCUCUUUGCUGGCACUCUUACUUCAUCUCGAAUUCAUUUUUUUUUCAAAAGCGAUAUCACAAGCCCACGCUGACAUCCGUGAUGUGAACUUGACGUGCUGAAAUUUCAAUGACAAGUUAAUUCUUGGAGGGCGGAUCGGCGGCAUCAAAGGCGUCUCCAGGCUCCGCCACCCUUUCCCCUCCCCAGAUUACCUCCUAGCUCGCUUCGAUCGCCGAUUUAUUUUUUUUUCCUUAUUCCUUUCAUGCGGAGCCUGGUCCCAGGCCAACGCUUAAGACUUAUCACCCUCAAACUUGACGAGUUCACUAAUUUUAAGACGUUCUUUCUAGUGUUGUCGGGGGAUUCUCCCUAACUUGUCCAGCACUCAGAUUUGUUCAUGCUUGUUCCCGGGACAGACAGCCACGCGAAUGACUUCGCAAACGCUAAAAGCCAUGCAAGGGAGAAACGUCUGCUUGCAGGGUACGGUCGUAACCUUGCUACGAUCACUACCACUGCGUCGCAAUCGCUAUAGCCUCGCUGCGAUCCCAAUCACCGCGUCGCUAUGGCUAGCAUUAAGGGAAAUGUAAUUAAGCAAAAGAGUAGAACGACAUUGUUUUCACACUUUAACAGUUGCUUAACUUUAGUACUCCCCUGGUCAUUUAUUUAAUCAGACGUAGAGCAACUGCCUUGGCCAGUCCAAAAUCAAGUUCAGCGCCAUCAGAACUUGAUGGUUUACCAUCUCACUGGCGUCCGCUCUCUGAUGGUGAAGACUUUUCAUGUGUAAAACUGGAAACUAUAUCUGAUGAAUACAAGAGGACAGAAAAGAAAUUUCAGGAUACCAUGGAAGGGCAUCACAUGAUUUUCAAGAUAGAGCGAGUGCAGAACCCAGAAGUAUGGACACGAUACACCCAGUAUGUGGUUUUAAUGUCAUUCCUUCCACUGAAAAAUCUGUUCAUCCUUUUCCGCAAUAGAGAAGAAUAGUGAUGACGUCACGAAAACUAAAUUUGUGAAAUUAUCAGAUUGGUUGGCAUAUCCAGACAGAUGAAAAAUGUGGCCCUUGCUAAAAAUCAGCCUGUUGAAGGAGAUAUAAGCAACUUUAUCCUCUUAUGACUUCAUAUAAUUCUUCUUAAAUAGACCUGGAUUGUUAACGUUGCGAUCCAAGCCAAUACAACGAAAAAAGCUAUGGUUUCUGUAAAUUCUUCAAAUUGCCAACUCUGCAUCUUUGGCUUAAAUUCCCCGAAACAAGCAGGUUAUCAUUAACAGUUUUCCUUUAUGUUUUCCCAAAGACUUUGACGGUUAUUUCCUCCUGCGCAUGUCAGGAAUUCCUUGAAUGGUAACUUUCUCAUAUUACGACAAGCUCGUCAACCUAUUUGAGGUCGUCGUCAGAGAGAAUGGGUGUGGUAUUGCGACAAAAUUAUUUACGCAUUCUCCUCAAAUGGGAUAACGUAAGAGAACAAAACAUUCCAUUCCACAUCCCUCCCCUCUCCCCUCCAUUCACAUUUGGGGUGUUCGUUGUUUUCUACCCGUCGCCCGAACAGUGGAACAACAUUGCAUGGAACUGGUAAGGGGAAAUGAAAGUCAGCGUCAAUUAAUUUGGUCGCCGUGCCGAUUGUAAACGGCUCCAGCAAAGUAAAAUUUCGUAGGGUUUUAGUGACCCUCAUCUGAUAUGGCAUGAAUUUUGCGUCAUUUCAAGCUCUGCAGGUGUAAAACACGAGUAACUAACCAUCUGAUAUCUACAACGGGGAGAAAACAGUAUCUUUUAACAGUAUCUGAACAACACUGGAAAGUCAGUGUCAAUUAAUUUGGUCCCCGUUUGUAGCUCAGAUAGUGACCCUACUGGGUUGGGAGAAAAUGCCGGAUCUGAAACCUUAAUUGCGUUUUGUGCUAAUUAAAAGUUGCCUAGUCCCUGCAUGGCGCCUUCCCAGGCCUUCUUGGUCAAUGCAUUUCCGUGACGUAUCCGAAACGAAAGGCUGGAAAACUCAAAAACUCGCAGUAAUGAGGCUUGGGGACUAGGCAAAGUUAAAAGUAAGACAUAACCCUUGUUUUCCUUUUUAGGGAAAAAGGUCGCAUGGCCAAAAAGGCUGGCAAAGAACCUGAAGAAAGGCAGCUGUUCCACGGAACGAAAUCCGACACCGUCGACGCCAUCUGCCAGCAGGGUUUUGACUGGCGAAUGUGUGGCAAGCACGGCACAAAGUAUGGAAAGGGAAGUUAUUUCGCUUGCAAGGCCAACUAUUCCCAUUGCUACACUUCUAGUCAGGUUACAUCUAGGAGUUACAAACAAAUGUUCUUAGCUAGAGUAUUGGUAGGUUCUUACACCAAAGGUGAUAGCGCACUGACUCGUCCACCAGCCAAAGACCCUUCUACUCCUCUCGUUUUGUUUGACUCCUGCUGUGAUAACAAAACCAAUCCCUCCUUGUUUGUUGUUUUUGAAAAUGGCCAGUCGUACCCAGAGUUUUUAAUCACUUAUAUGUAAGUUGCCACUGAUAUUUAGAAAUCCCCUGGCAACACCCCCCUCCCCCCCGCCUAGACCGAUUCUUUGUUAAUAUUUCAGCUGCAAUAUCUUGACAUUUUUGCAUUCUCCUGGGAUAUCUUUUAUGAAAAGCGACUGUGAAAUCAACUUGAGAGCCUGCUCGUCGGCUAUGACUUUAAAGUAGCGUUGUACCGUAUAUAACACUUAUACGGAUACUGGGUCCCAAUAAGUUUUUCGGGAUGCGGGAUUUUAAAGCAAAACCGGGGCGAGAUUCGGGAUUGAAAGUAUUCACGGGAGGUUGGAUACCACAAAUAAUAAAAAAGAACCGUUAACUCUAACUCUCCGGGGCUCGCACCAUCUCCCAUUUCCCUUGGAUUUCACCCCACGUUUCAGUCAUUUAUACUCGGUCAACUAGUACUCCUCGCCAACUCGAACUAAAUUUCCUUUGCCUUGAUCAAAAUUUCACUGAAAUUUGCCCCGAUAACUCGAAUUCUGGUUCUUGUAACUCCACUCGGAUGCCAUUUCAUUAGCUCUUCUUGUUGUAUAAUCAGUAAAACCACUAAUACCAACACUAUAACAAUUUGAUUUUGAUUGGUGCAACGAACAGAUCACGUUUUAUCACAAAAAGCAUAAUGACGUCACCGGUUGUGAUCAAAUAAGUUAAAAUUUGCAAUGUACUAUACACUGAAGUGCUGAAAUAUCAGUGACUAUUUAUUUGGCGGUUGUCGAUCAAGGUUGAUUAUAAGUUUUGCGGAGAGAACUGUAAAAAUUGGCAUUUUUUAUUUGCUUAUAGGAAUAGGAGAAAUUUUAUAUAAUAGAUACAAAGAACAGCGCGCAUGUUUUAUAGGAAUAGGAGAAAUUUUAUAUAAUAGAUACAAAGAACAGCGCGCAUGUUUUCAAUUUUUUCCUUAUAAUUGUAGAGUUUCAGGACCCUUUUGGGGAUUAAAAAGUUUAACAGUGUUAUAAAAAAGACAAGGUUUUAAAAGAGGUUGAAAACCUCUCUAAAUAAUUUAUUUCUGUUAUUUUUAACAAUGUAUUUAAUUUUUCACUCAUCUGUUAUUUACGAAAAUAACUGGGCGUAACUGAUUUUUAAGUAGGAUAGAAUGACUCAUCUCAUUAGAACAUUGAUGAGGCAGUGCGGGUACAUUCCAAUGAUCGGAUUCCAGAAUCAUAACAAUAUAAUAAGCAGAACGUUUUGCAAAUCUCUUCGAUCGCAAAUUUGUGGGCCAUUGGAGUGAUACAUCCAUCAUAAUUUUUAAUUUCCACCAGAUUUCUGGAUUUUACCAUGCAAUGAAUGCGAAAACAAGUGAUUUUAGAGUUAAAGCCAUUUAAUCUGGGUGUAUGUAAAACACGGAACCUACCCGGAACCUACCGGAACCUGCCG